Molecule: messenger RNA, 2323 nt
Organism: Bactrocera latifrons
Lineage: Eukaryota; Metazoa; Arthropoda; Insecta; Diptera; Tephritidae
Gene: Teh3
Exons: 2
Coding region: 874-2223 (449 amino acids)
Biological process (GO): regulation of sodium ion transport
Molecular function (GO): sodium channel regulator activity
Source: RefSeq, a predicted model, not a curated record
ACAAUAUUGAAUUUCUGGUUGCAAAACGCAGCUGUAUGUGCAUGUGUGUCGGUGCGUAAUUUCAGUGUGUCAAAGUCGCCGCAAUCCUUCAAUGGUCUUUCACGCACUGCACCUAUAUCUGUGUGAGUGUGUGUGUGUGUUUGUAGCAAAUAUCCACUUUAUUAGCCACAAAAACUGAGUGCUCAAUUAAAAUUUAUGACAGACAAACAGAAAAUAYGGCACGAAGCCUAGAAUAGUUAUCAGCUACGCCAACUAACUGCCCGAARGAGGAAAAAUCAAUAGUUGCAACAUUUUUCACGAACAGCAAAACGCCAAUAUGAGCGCGUUGAAAAGUGAACGCGAAUAAAAUAAAGUGAAAGUGUGUGUUAGAGAGAAAAGUGUAGAAAGUAYAAGCAAUUAUAUAAUUUCGAAGAAAAUUUGUGGUGUAGGCUCGGUUUUGACAGUUCCACCAAUUUCUACAAUAAGCGCACGCGUGUGUGUGUAUGUGCGUCYGGGUCAACCAUAUGCUACAAUCGAUUUAGAUGCCAGCAACAAUAACACAAAUUCAUUGUGACACUCGUUUCACUUAAACAACAACAAAUCUACAACAACAAAACUACACCAACAUAUGUAUACAUACACAGGCGGAAGUUUCACCACACCAACGACGACGACGACGACGACGCMUACGCCAACUGCCAACGUGUAGUAGUUUGCAGAAACUUCCAGUGCUGGCAACCUUAACCUAAACUAUUAACAGUCACAAGCAACUAAAAGUAGAAAUAGAAUUAUAAACAUCAAGCAACAAACAACAACAAAACCAAGAAGUAAACUCUACAACCAAUUUAACUGCCAAACGCUUAACAGCCCUAAACCGCUGCAGCUGCCGCCACAAUGGGUAAGAARAAGGUACCGAGUGAGGACCUCAUUGUGCCGCCACAGGAUCAGCGCAUAUGCGGCACGAUUUGUGUGUGYCAAAUGACGCUCGUGCUCAGCUCGGUGGCGCUGGUCUAUCUAACGGUCGCCAUCUACAUGCCGUCGACGCGCGCYUUCAAGAGCGGCAUCGAUCCAACGCCCGUCAUGUGCACCACCACGCGCGCCGUCAACAAGGACAACUGCGAGUGGGGCUCGUGCGGCGAGUGGUGUCUGAGUAAGACGUCUGGCGCCUGCAUACAAAUCUACGUGAAUUUACGUACCAACGGCACCAAUCUCACCUUUCAGAAUUGCACGAAUUCGGCGAAUAAAACGUGCUACGGCAUCGAUCAGGACCGCGCCGAUAAGGCGCGUUGCAUAAAUGAUGAGUGCAAAAAUUUGACGGGUACAUUUAAUUGUACCGAAGGUCAGUGCUUAAAUAUAACCGAUGCGUUYGAGUGUGUUUUCAAGAAUAGCGAUUCGCCGGUCAAGUGUUCGGGUCGGCGGGGGAAAAUCAAUUGUAUGGACAUAAACGGUUUGUUUUCGUGUAAUCGCGGCACGUGUCGCAAAAUACGCACUCCCUACAAUUGUGACCGUCGUUGCGUCGACAUACCGACACGCAAUAAGAAUGURGUGGUGUUGAGUGGCGACAAAGUGUAUUUGUCGCAAUGUCAAAAUGCCAUCAAUGCAGAGACUAAAGAAGAAGUGUGGAAUGAAUCCGCUGAUAAUGUUGUGAUGGCAUCGUGUUAUUUCAUAAAAAACACAUCGGAUCGUGUGGAGGCAUUAGAUUGCAUUAACGGCUCGACGCUGGAACACAAUAUGCUCACGGAUCUCACCAAUUUCACGUAUCUAAGUCAUCUGCACAUAUCGGUGUCGGUGCCAACGCCGGAGAUAGCGCCACCCGAUUUCGAUUUGACCAUUUCGAAUGAGUCGAAGCUCAUGAUCAAUCUGGAGGGUUGCGUGAAUACGCUGAUGGAUGAGUGCAAGGAGUUCUUGAAGGAUUUCGGCCGUGAUGGCAGCGAUCACAAUGCACGUGCGCGCUUCCCUUGCUUCUACUCGCCGUCAAAGAAGGAAAUUGUCGUGGCUCGCUUCGACUUGGAGGUCACCUAUCGACAGUUUGUUAUCGCCUCGGUUGUGCCGUCCGUCUUGUUUGUGGUAUCUUGUCUAGUCUUGCUGCUGUGUCAGAAGACCGUCUAUGUGGGUGAUGAUGCGAAAAUGCGYUUCAAAGGUUGUGUGGACACGGAUACGAUAUUGGCGAAAAAUAAUAUUGGCUCACAAACCAAUUUGGGCGAUACUGGUGGAGGUGGUGGCGACGACGUAAUGGCACUAUGAGAUCCGUCACCAUACUUUCAGCUACAUCAACGUGGAUUGAGACCUGAAAGUUCGAAUAUUUAUCCACAUUUUUGAACAUUUGUGCUGUUGUUAUUGUCUG